AUGUCAUUCCUUAACCUCCGCCCUGUCCUAUCCUUCAUGUCUGCUCUGCUCUUAUCCCUCCAUACUGCAUGCCACAUGUACUCUCGUCACAUCUCCUUGUGGCUCGCCGGUGCACCCCCUUGCCCCGUGCACCCCCUUGCCCCAUGCACCCCCUCACCCCGUGCACCCUCUUGCCCCAUUGCACCCCCUUGCCCCAUGCACCCCCUCACCCCGUGCACCCCCUCACCGAUCUCUCCACGUGUCUGCAGACCACCCUGGCGGCCAAGCGCCUGCUGCCCGCCGUGGAGGCCGACGGCUGCCCUGUCACCAGGUGAAGGCAGCGGUGGAGGGCAGUGGUGGGUGAGGGAAGAGGUGGUGCCGGGCGUGCACCCCUUACCCGCCCUCCGUGCUGGCAGGGAGCUGUACGAGGUGGCCAUCGCAGUGCACGUGCGCAGCGGCUACGGCUCCACCGCCCUGCACCUGCACCGCCUCAUGGACGCCGCCCAUGCUGCCCCGCCUGCUGCCCAUGCCGCCCCGCCUGCCCGUGAGGAUGGUAACCCGCCUGCUCCCCAGGGUGGCCUCGAGAGAGCCUCGCAUGGUGCUUCCUCCGCAGCAUGUGGGGACGCCACGCCUCCAGCAUAG
This is a messenger RNA of Closterium sp. NIES-65, 621 nucleotides long. NCBI's taxonomy places the organism in Eukaryota, Viridiplantae, Streptophyta, Zygnematophyceae, Desmidiales, Closteriaceae. The record is from the annotation of a GenBank genome assembly.